Yamadazyma jaroonii is the source of this 699-nucleotide messenger RNA. Lineage: Eukaryota; Fungi; Ascomycota; Pichiomycetes; Serinales; Debaryomycetaceae. The record is from the annotation of a GenBank genome assembly.
AUGAUAUUCUUCUUCCCAAUUAUUGGGUUCGUUAGUGUGUUACUCCAUGGUCCAAUGGCAAUUGCAUCGAUAUGGUUUGUUAUUACACAAGUAAGUAUUCUGAUUUCUAACGUUAUAGUAUUGAAAUUGUUAAUGCCAGAUAUCGAAAAGAUCUGUUUUGAUGCUGUUCUAUCUAAAGAGUUUCAUGACAAUAUUGUAGUUAUGGGAAAGUUGAAUAGGAUCAAAAAAUCACCAUUCAUUAUUAAAUUUAGGAAUUACAUUUGGUCUUUGCCUAGUAACUUAAUCUUACCAUUCUUAAUACUUCGAGGAAUUCUUGUAUUCAUGGCUAGUUUCAUACCCAUAAUAGGUCCUUUAUUAGUGGUUUACAUUAAAGCUCCAACUAGAGCUUUGCAAAGUCACCAAAGAUAUUUUGCUUAUAAGAGCUUUGAUGAUAAAGACAUCAAAAAUUUUUAUAAGCUGAGAAAGAGUGAGUACGUAGCUUUUGGUCUAAUGGCCAAUUUAUUAGGGUCUAUACCAUUUCUAAAUUUACUAUUCAUGUUUACCAAUACUAUAGGGGCUGCAUUGUGGGUGGUUAAUAUCGAGUUACAAUCACAAGUUCAGGCUAAUAGUAACGAUUCUGAGAGUGCAAAAUCAGUGGCUGCAAAAAAUGAGACAAAAAAUGACACAAAAAUUGAGCCAGUUGCAACAUCUAAUCAAUAA